AUGACAGGAAAAUUAUUCCUGUUCUCUUCCUCACCAUCCUUCCCUAUCUCAGGACUAACCUCAUGCAGUCCUUCAACCACUUUCAAGCAAACAUACACACUUGUGUACCCAGCCAUUGCCUGCCUCUGCCCACCACACUUCCGGGAAUGGGGCUUUGAUGCCUGUGCCCCAGAGGCCUGGGCUGGGACUCAGGCCCCGUUUCUCACUCUCAGACUUCGCUUUGCCUGCUCUUACCUGCCCUUGGAGCCAUGUCUCCUCAUCCGCAACCCAAGGGACCUCAGAUCUCUUCGCUGCCACCUGCAAGCAGCUGCCUGCCUUUCAAGUGGGGUGUCAGGAAGCACGAAAAAGACUGGGGCUCAGGCUUUCCAGGCCCCAAAGGCUUUCCAUGCUGCAAGUCAAAGGCUGCUGCCUCUGAACUUUAAAUAG
Messenger RNA from Pipistrellus nathusii (Nathusius's pipistrelle), 426 nucleotides. Lineage: Eukaryota; Metazoa; Chordata; Mammalia; Chiroptera; Vespertilionidae. The record is from the annotation of a GenBank genome assembly.